Messenger RNA from Aspergillus glaucus CBS 516.65, 1270 nucleotides. RefSeq lists its product as uncharacterized. Gene Ontology annotation, molecular function: protein binding. The transcript has 3 exons. The record is from RefSeq and is a predicted model, not a curated record. Lineage: Eukaryota; Fungi; Ascomycota; Eurotiomycetes; Eurotiales; Aspergillaceae. The coding region runs from base 292 to 1227 and encodes 311 amino acids.
UCCAGAACAUUUCAAUUGUACUGUAAAUUGCUGGAGCAGGAAUGCGGGCCAUCCCGCAAACUGUGUGGCUCUCCGCCCGGCAGUAACUAUACGUCACCUUCUCUACCUCCCUUCUUCUCUACAAUCAGCUACACCUAUCUACUGUCUUUCCUCAGGCACCUUUUCUCGCCUUCAUCUGACUUGGCGAUCUAUAAUUUCCCCUACUCGUCUUACAGCUUCUUUUGACGCUCGUAUAAACGUUGCACCAGAGCUUACCCCACCUUGUAACAACAGAUCGCACCUCGCAUAAUCAUGGCUAGUUCCGAUCUGGACCAGCUCAUUGAGAUGGGCUUUGACCAAGAAAGAGCACAGUUGGCGGUCUCGAAGGGCGGUGGUAUCCAGGGUGCUCUCGAAUGGCUCGAAGUGAACCAAGACAAGUCCCUCGAAGAAAUCAACGCUGCCGUAGCCGAACAGGAGUCGGAAGAAGGUCCAGCGCUCCAACCUGGCGAGGUCCCCCGCAGUUUGGUUUGCAAUGAGUGUGGCAAGAAGUUCCGGAGUCAAGCCCAAGCGGAAUUCCACGCGUCCAAGUCUGAACAUGUCGACUUCGCGGAAUCAACGGAGGAAAUUACACCCUUGACGGAGGAGCAAAAGAAGCAGAGACUGGAUGAUCUGAGAGAGAAACUCGCGGCGAAGCGAGCGGUGCAGGGUGAGCAGGAAAAGGCUGACAAGAAGCGAAAUGAGGAAAUCAAAAGGAAGAGCACCAAGGAAUCACAGGACAUCAAGGAGGAGCUCGAUAAAAAACAACGGUUGAAGGAGGCACAGAAGAAGAGGCAAGAGAGGCAGGAUGACAUCGAAGCAAAGAAGCGCGUCAAGGCCAAGAUCGAGGCAGACAAGGAAGCACGACGGUUGAAAGCUGAACGGGAGAAGGCCGAACGAGCUGGCCAGGCACCUCCUCCUCAGCCGGCACCCGCUGCUGGUCCGACAACCUCCGGCCCUGUUGCCUCCAAGCCUGCCUCCGCCUACACAGAGACUCGUAUGAGAUUCCAGACGCCCAAGGGCAAUGUCAUGAAGACGUUCCCAGUCACCACGACCCUUUUUGAGGUCGCCGCGGCCUUGAAAGAACAAGACGAUGUCGAUACGACAAGCUUCCUGCAGACCUUCCCCCGGAAAGUGUUCAACAAUGAGUUUUUCGGCGAGAGCUUGAAGGACCUUGGUCUCAUUCCUAGUGCAAGUCUUAUCAUUCAGUGAUCUCAGAUCUGUUUUUUUUUUUUUUUUUUUUUUUUUUUUUUUU